GGACAAUCAAAGUUGAAGAACGAAUCUACACUUCUCUUCUCUUUCUAAGAGUUUAACCCAAUUUCUUUAGGAUGAGAACAAAGAAACCAUCAUUUGAGAUAAAGAAGAGAAGAUAUCAUCUACCCUACUCCUGAUCCUGAUCCUGGCGCGGGACAAAGUGGGGAAGAGACUAGAGAGAGAGAGAGAGAGAGAGAGAGUAGAUAGGGUAUAAUGGAAAAAAGCUGUCACUCAUCUGGUGACUCCACCAGCAACAAUAGCAGCAGCAACAGCAACUACAACCAGCACCAUCACCAGAACAAUAACAGCAGCAAUGGCAGAGAUCAGUAUCUCAAGCAGCUCAAUAGAAUCUCUCACAAGAUAUCUAAAGAUUCAAGACCCCCACCCAUCAGAAGAUAUCCUCUUGACCUCCACCAUAAUCAGCAGCAGCAGCAGCAGCAGCUACAGCAAAGUCAACAGCAACAACAGCAGCAUCAACCUCCGGUGUAUAACAUAAACAAGAAUGAUUUCAGAGAUGUAGUUCAGAAGCUCACAGGCUCCCCUGCCCAUGAACGAAACUUCUCUACUCCACCACCCAUCCACCCUCCCAAGCCCCAAAGCUCUCGCCUUCAGCGUAUUAGGCCUCCACCACUUGCCCAUCUAAGCCCUCGACCUCCAGCUCCCCUAGCCAAUACCAUUCUUCCUCCCCCCACCGCUGCCGCAACAGGUGGUGCUGCCAAUGUUGCUACCCUUGCAAACAACGCUGUAAACAUCAACAGCGCCGGAAACUUUGUGGGCAACAAUAAUGGAAGGUCAGUGUCUCCUUUAUCGCCUCUCCCGCCUUUCCCAGCCGUCCAUGCUGCAGCGGAAUCACCCAUCUCCGCCUACAUGAGGUACCUCCAGGGCUCCAUGUCGACCGUCGAUUCCGAAUCCAAGCGCUUCUCCUCUGGGCUCUCGCCUUUGGUGUCGCCUCGGUGGAAUAACCUUAACUCAUUGCAGCCACAGGUGUCGCCUCGGUGGAACAACAACGCUGGCCCAUUACGACCGCCACCACAGCAGCCACAGUCGCAGUCGCACUUGCAGCAGCAACAGCAGAUUCUGCUUCCUUCCCCUACAGCGGCGAUGUCUCCGUCACAGUUUCUGAUGCCUUCGUCGCCUCUCCCAUUCGGGAAGCUUCCAUCACCGCGGUCGCCAUAUCCUCUGCUUUCGCCGACGUUUUUGUUCUCCCCGACUUCGGGUCAAUUAGGGUUUCCUCAGUUCCCUCCGUCGCCAAGGUUGCCCGUGUCCAGUCCAAGGUGGAGGGAUUUAUGAGGUUCAGUACAUCACAAAGCAGAGAAGGGGUAUCCGUUCUUGGUGGAACUAAGUUAUCCCUUCAGCUGCGGUCAGACGUUUAUGAUUGCUGGUAAUUCUUUGUUUGGUGCAUCUGUCCAUACUCCUUAGCUAUGCAUUGUGGCAUCUCUAGGUGCGCCAUUGACCCAUUAUAAGAAACUGAACUCUGCCAUUAGAAAGGUGAUUCAUGGUAAAUGUUUUAUGUCAUAGAGGAUUGGAUUUUUUCUGCAGGGCUCUCAAGCCUAGUUUAUGGGGAAAGGGCAAUACUAAUCCCCAAUGAAUGAAUUUGUUGCAAGUUAGUUCAUCUCCAACAUAUACAUUUUCCUUCAGAUUGGUAGAUCUCAUCGCAAUCAUGGCUAGGUUGACAUGAAGUGACUAGCUUGGCAUGUGGUUAUGUAAAUGUUGCGUCCUUAUAGUGUGUAGAUAAGACAACACUUCGACCUUCAGUGCAGGAUCUGUUGUUGUAGGAUGCCUCAUCUUCUUUCUUGAUUGGUCAUUGAUGCACCAGACAGCUUAUACUCCUUCAUUCAUCACCAUUGACCUACCUGUGCUGAUUUCUUGUAUUACUCUAAUUUCAAUGAAUCAGAAUUUCCAUAUUCUUUAGACUUU
Macadamia integrifolia is the source of this 1914-nucleotide messenger RNA. RefSeq names its product VQ motif-containing protein 9-like. The record is from RefSeq and is a predicted model, not a curated record. The transcript has 2 exons. Lineage: Eukaryota; Viridiplantae; Streptophyta; Magnoliopsida; Proteales; Proteaceae. The coding region runs from base 211 to 1287 and encodes 358 amino acids.